This is a messenger RNA of Lodderomyces parapsilosis, 1941 nucleotides long. It is a transcript of the gene PSD1, whose product is annotated as phosphatidylserine decarboxylase 1. Gene Ontology annotation, cellular component: mitochondrion. The transcript has a single exon. Gene Ontology annotation, molecular function: phosphatidylserine decarboxylase activity. Gene Ontology annotation, biological process: phosphatidylethanolamine biosynthetic process. The coding region runs from base 1 to 1941 and encodes 646 amino acids. Lineage: Eukaryota; Fungi; Ascomycota; Pichiomycetes; Serinales; Debaryomycetaceae. The record is from RefSeq and is a predicted model, not a curated record.
AUGGCUUUCAGACCAACACCAAUUAGCUGGUCAAAAUCGCUUGGUCUGAAGUGGCAACGCAAUUCAUCAACAAUGUACCAACAGCUGCACAAUUGUCCACAAGCAAGAAGCAUUCUACAACCUUUGUCCAAUGCUAGUCGAAUGGCUCAAACGACACAACCGAUGAAACAACAACAGCAACAACAAGCACAACCAAUAAACCAAAGAAGGUAUUUCAGCUACUACUACUAUCAAUUUCCCAAAAUUCCUAGACCAAAGAGAAGUGUGUUUUAUUAUAGUACAUGGUCUAGAUCUGGAAGUAAUAAUGGUGGUAACCUUGGUGGUGGUGGUGCCUACGGUCCCAUGAUGAAUGGCAAUAGAUCAUACUAUAGAUUCACUAGAUUUCCAUUUCCUAGAAUUUCCAAAAAACUGUUUUCAUCAGCAAAUCAAAAGAUUAAAAACAAAACUCAAAAGAUUCAAAAACGUUUCUUUUCAAAAGAAGCUAGAGCAAGAAGGCAACAAAGAAGGAAAUUUAUCAAGUGGUGGACCAUAACUUCAUUGACUAUUGUUCUUGGUGGUGUAGCCGCAAAGAUCAAAUACGAUCGUGGUGAAGAACAUGAGAAUCCAUACAAAAUUAGACCUCAUUCUUGGCAAUUGUAUGCGUACUCGACUCUUCCAUUAAAGACAAUUUCCCGAUUAUGGGGAUAUGUAAAUUCAAUCGAUUUACCGGUUUUUCUUAGGUCACCACUGUAUCGAUUAUAUGCAGCAAUCUUUGGUGUGAAUUUGGAUGAAAUGGAAAACCCUGAUUUGAAAAGUUACAAGAAUUUAUCGGAAUUCUUUUAUCGUACAUUGAAGCCAGGAGUACGACCAAUUUCUGAUGACGACGUUGUUAGUCCUGCUGAUGGGAAAGUGUUGAAGUUUGGUGUUAUUGAUCAGGGUGAGAUUGAGCAAGUUAAAGGAAUGACUUAUUCAAUUGAUGCAUUGUUGGGAAUGUCGACAACGAGAAAAUUAGCUGCCCCUACUCAUUCAACUCAAUUUGAAGACUUUGAUGGUGAUGAAGACGAUGAGACAAGAGUUAAACGUCAUGAGGAGUUUGCUAAAUUGAAUGGGAUUUCGUACACAGUGGAUGAUAUUCUUGGUGGAGAAAAUGAAAAUACCCAUCACAUGAAUAAAUUGAAUUACACCGAUGUUAAGGAAGGUACGGCAAAAGGAGAUAAAGCUUCGUUUUCAAAAGAGCUAGCAGUGGCUGAAGAAUUGGCUCCCAAUCCAAUGGAAUCAUUCCGCCACAAGCAAUUGUAUUUUACUGUUAUUUACUUGGCACCAGGUGAUUACCAUCAUUUCCAUUCGCCAACCAGUUGGGUUGCCACUUUGAGACGUCAUUUUAUUGGUGAGUUAUUUUCAGUGGCGCCAUUUUUUCAAAAAACUUUACAAGGUUUGUUUGUUCUUAAUGAACGAGUGGCCUUGUUGGGAUAUUGGAAGUAUGGAUUCUUCUCAAUGGUUCCCGUUGGAGCAACAAAUGUUGGUUCAAUUGUGAUUAAUUUCGAUAAAGAUUUAAAGACCAACCUGUACUAUGAAGAUGAAGUUUAUGGAAACGGGUCUUACUCAUCUGGCUCUUCUUCUUCUUCUUCGUCGUCGUCGUCGUCUACAUUAGCAUCGCCAUCUGGAUCAGACCUGGAAAACAAGCCUUUACUCCAAAGGGAAUAUUCAGCAUCAACAAUUUUCCAAGAAAUUGAAGAACGUAAGCGGAAAAAGAAGUUGAAAAAGAAUACAGUUUAUGAGGCUACUUAUACCAAUGCAAGUAGAAUAUUGGGCGGAUACCCCUUGUCUAAAGGUCAAGAUAUGGGCGGGUUCAAAUUAGGAUCAACUGUGGUUUUAGUAUUUGAAGCUCCUGAUAAUUUCAAAUUUGAUAUUGAUGUCGGUGAAAAGGUUAAAGUUGGUCAAUCAUUGGGAAAGUUUGUAUAG